UCCCGCGCAGUUCGUGGUUCUCGUGGUAUUCGCUAGAUGGCAGCACUUAUGCCUAGGAAAUAUGGCUGCUGUCAGAGAGGGUGAUACUUCCCUUUGGCUGCACAAUAAAUUGGGAACUUCCAAUGAUACUUGGGUCAGCGGUUCGAUAUGCUCCCAGUUAAACGCGGACGUAUUGAGAAACAUCAAAGAAUGCUUCGUCGAUCUCCAAGCUCAAGUCAAGCUGAAGCUUUUGCUGUCAUUCUUCCACAUCCCCAGGAAGAAUUUGGAUGAGUGGAAGACUGAGCUUGAAGAAAUCCUAGAAGUUGCUCAGGUUGACAGUGAUCCAUGGGUGGCUAUGAUUGCCGAGAUUAUGGCUCCCUUCCCCACCUCUGGGACUCUUGCUUCAAAUGUCCAAGAAUCUGAGGAGAACAGCAGGAUUUUCCAUGAACUCCUCAGUGAUAUUAGAAAAAUAGUUAGGGAAAAAAGCAGUGGAACAAAUCUCAUUCCAAAAGAAGCAAAGUUCCUCAACAAGAAUGUGGUGAUAUCCUUGUUUGGGGCUCCUCCUCAACCAGUCAGACAUUUUCAACUGAAGAGGAAGCCAAAGGCUGCUGCCCUAAGAGUAGAACUCUUGAGUAAAGCAACUGAAGUUGCUAACAAUUUGAAAAAGCAUGUUGUGCCAACUGUUCCUGUGAGAUCCAGAGCAAUGCCCAGGAAAAUGAAUGAUACAACUCCUCUGAAGGGAAUCCCAAGUGUAGGAAGAAGUGGCUUCAGGUCAAGUAGUCUCUCUGCUUUUGGGAGCUCCUUGUCAUCAAGGAGUAUCACACGUCCUCUUGCUGGCCACAAGGAAGGUGGAAUCAAGCUCCUUGACAUCAAUGAACAACCUAUAGGAUAUGGCCUUGGAGGAAAGAAGAGGAAGCGACCUCUUGAAUCAGAAGAGAAGAAGCCUCCAUCUACUGAAAGUCUGCCUGUUCCUACAACUCCAGACUAUGCCAGUGGACUCACGCCUUCAAACCCACCAACACCUGCACAGCCACCUCCUUCAGGCUUUUUAUCACCAGCAACUCCUCUGUCAACCCAUGUUUCCACCCACCCUUCAACUCCCUCAACUCCAGCCCCUGUUACAGGUGGCUUGAAGACACCUAGCCAUGUGGAAACAAGCAGUACCUACUUGCCUGAUGUGAGUCCUUCCUCAACACCAAAUACCACUCCACAGCUGCCAGUUUCACAUCUACAUGUGGAACAGUCUCAGCAGCAGCAACAACAAGUACCUGGCAUUCCUCAACAGACUGAGCAAGCAAGAUCAACCUUUGCCUCUCCUCAGUCAUUGCUCAGUGGGAAUACUGGCUCUUCCCAUCCCAAUGCUCAGAUGGUAUUGGGGACAACACCCCAGCAUCAGCAGCCACAAACCCAAGAGCAGUCACAAUCCCCAAGUCAGCCACAGUCACAAGAGCAGCAGCAAAACCAGCAACCAGUAUAUGCAGUAAUGAGACCAGUGCAGCCAACUUAUGUGCAGCAGUCACCACCUGUGCAAGCAGUUCAUGUAGUGAGACUGUCCACAACUCCUCAGCAGCCCUAUCAGCAGCCAGCACAGCCACAGCCCCUUCAGCAACAGCCUCAACAACUCCAAACACCUAAGAAGGGCUUGUCUCUGACUAGAGAACAAAUGCUGGAAGCGCAAGAAAUGUUUCGAACUGCCAACAGGGUCACUCGACCAGAAAAGGCCCUCAUUCUUGGAUUUAUGGCUGGUUCCAGAGAUAAUCCUUGUCCACACUUAGGUAACAUUGUGACGAUAAAGUUGAGUGAAGAUCAAGAGACAGUACAGCAGGGUGAUGGUGUUGUGAUCCCUAUGAUAGUUGAAACCCACUUCCAGAUGAACUAUAAUACUGGGGAAUGGAAGCGCAUCAAGAAGUUUCGGCGUCUUGAAUCUCAGAUUGCCAUGUAAUAAACUGGCCCCCCCCCCCCCGGCAUCCUUCAUGUUUGCCUUGGCAAAGAGCAGAGAAUUCAUUUUUGUUUAAGUUUUCUAUGCCUUAUGUCUUUCAUGAAGGAAGAAGUUCCAUCAUAAAGCUUGUUUUUUUCCUCAGUGCCACUUCAAAAUCGUUCAUAAUAAAACACAUGAUCUCAUUCUUCUCUCUCUUCCUG
Messenger RNA from Darwinula stevensoni, 2118 nucleotides. NCBI's taxonomy places the organism in Eukaryota, Metazoa, Arthropoda, Ostracoda, Podocopida, Darwinulidae. The record is from the annotation of a GenBank genome assembly.